AUGGCUGUGGCUAGACCUAUUCGCAUGCUCUCGAUAGCAUGUGUCGUUCUUGUCAUCUUCCUGGUGUUCCAGAUGAACAGAGGACCUUCGUAUGUCGGCACGGGGUCAGGCCCGUACAAUGGCAUGCAGGUCGAUCCUCUUAAAGAGAUUACCGGUGAACCCGAAGGCUAUUUGUGGCGCGCCGACGAACACGACUAUGCUCCUGACAGCACCGACUCCGCCCGGACCAACGCGGCCAUCAUCUCCCUCGUACGAAACGAAGAAUUGGACGACCUGAUUCCGAGUAUUCGCGAUCUAGAGAGGACAUGGAACCACAAGUUCAACUACCCCUGGAUCUUCUUCAAUGACAAGCCAUUCACCGAGGAGUUUAAGAAGCGGACUAGGGCGGAGAUCAAAGCCAGAGUUCAAUUUGAACUGAUACCGGCGGAUCAUUGGGCGGUGCCAAAAUGGAUUGACAUGGAUCUUUUCAAAGACGCCGCGGAAGAACUAAAAGAGAAGGGGCUACAGUACGCCGACAAGAUCUCAUAUCACCAAAUGUGCCGCUGGAAUAGUGGAAUGUUCUACAAGCACCCUGCAUUGGAGACAUACCGCUACUACUGGCGCGUGGAACCCAAGGUUCAGUUCUUUUGCGAUGUCGAUUACGAUGUGUUCCGCUUCAUGGAGGACCGCAACCAAACCUACGGCUUCACGAUCAACCUCUUCGACGCUCCCGAGAGUAUCCCGAGCCUGUGGCCCACGACGCAGGAAUUUCUCGCCGCGAACCCUUCCUACCUCUCUGAGAACAACAUGAUGGCCUGGUUGACCGAUGAUCAACUCCGGCCUGACCAUACCCGCGAGGCCAACGGGUACUCGACCUGCCAUUUCUGGUCCAACUUCGAAAUCGGUGAUAUGGACUUCUUCCGCGGCGACAAAUACUCUGCCUACUUUGAUUAUCUGGACAAGGCUGGCGGCUUCUUCUACGAGAGAUGGGGCGAUGCGCCGGUGCAUUCGAUUGGGUUAGGAUUAUUAGAGGAUGCUAGUAAGGUUCAUUGGUUCCGCGACAUUGGAUACCGUCACAUCCCCUACUUCAACUGCCCCAACUCGCCUAAAUGCUCCGCCUGCACACCUGGAAAGUUCUACGACGGCGAGCCCUUCCUCGCGAAAGAGGACUGCCGACCAAGCUACUUCAAGCACGUCGGAACCCAUUAA
Messenger RNA from Aspergillus calidoustus, 1188 nucleotides. The record is from the annotation of a GenBank genome assembly. NCBI's taxonomy places the organism in Eukaryota, Fungi, Ascomycota, Eurotiomycetes, Eurotiales, Aspergillaceae.